Molecule: messenger RNA, 687 nt
Organism: Rhizophagus irregularis DAOM 181602=DAOM 197198
Lineage: Eukaryota; Fungi; Glomeromycota; Glomeromycetes; Glomerales; Glomeraceae
Biological process (GO): glutathione biosynthetic process
Cellular component (GO): glutamate-cysteine ligase complex
Molecular function (GO): enzyme regulator activity; glutamate-cysteine ligase catalytic subunit binding
Source: RefSeq, a predicted model, not a curated record
AUGUGGACUUUUGAUAAAGUAAAUGGGAUAUUAGAAAUACCUGAUCCAUUUUACUUUGAUCAAAAAUUAACGGAAGAUCGUAAUGAAUAUGAGAUCACAGCAAAAUUAUUUUAUUUACCAUCGUCGUCAACCUCAGUAAUCGAACCUUCACCACCUCCACAAUACGUAGCACAAUCAAUAUAUCACUUAUUUAAAGUACUUGGAAUUAAUACAAUAGACACAUUUAUCGUUUAUUUUAAUGGGCUAAUAUUUAAUUAUUCUGAUGAGGUCGAUGGUUCUUCCUCUAAUGACAAUUUCACUAAAAGUGAUUUUGAUAAUCUAAUAAAAGUUUGGACAGAAUUAGAAAAAUUCCACGUGAAUAAUAGAAUUCAUAAAUUAGGUGUUAGUGAAUUUACUAAAAAUAGACUAGAAAGUUUUAUAAAUGCGGUUGAGAUUUCUCCAAAGGUAAAUCAAAUUAAUAUUAUAGAUUGUAAUAAUGGGGAGAUUCUUGAAUUCGCUAAAAAGAAUGAUAUAGAAUUGCUUACACACCGUGAUCCGACCGUUAUAUUGCCAUCAAAAACUUUUCGAAACAUUAUUGAAGAAACUAAUACCAAUAAAAUUAGUUUAAAUAAUGAUUUAUUACCGCGUUGGGUACUCAAAUAUUCCGUAAUGAUCAAAUGUAGAGGUGUUGUUGCUAAUAAAGGGUAA